AUGAACUCCUUCCGAACAGGAAUAUAUCUAGAAAUUAGAGGAUAUCCAUAAAAUUACUGCCGGCUUUUUAUUGAGCUUCCCCACAAAUGAGCAGUCUACCGGGCUACUGAUUCUGAAUCAGCAAUAUUUAUAACUGCAAGCAUAUUUGCUAGAUUUUUCAAGCGCAUCGUAAUUUGUUGAAUUGUCGUGUAUGCUAUAAUAUACUGUAGGCUGCAACCUGUGAUGAAUCGUGCUUGAGCCAAAAUAUGCCAAAUUUACGGAUCGAUUGUCAUUGCUGAAGGUCACCGAGCGCUUUUUGUGAACUCAGGUAAGCUAGCUGUGUGGGAAGGAGAGAUAAAUACAAAUGCGCGACCUAGGGGACUCUCCUUGAAGUUUGUGAGGAUGAGAAGAGAUGAGCGGAUGAGAGGAAGAGUAGAAGGAGACUGGCGGGAGAAGGCGGAACAAACCGGUGCCCGGAUACACGCUAUAACCGCUCUCCCGCACUGCAGAUUAACUCUUGACUCGCCGAGGAUGCUCAGUAUUGAUGGAAUGUGAGGUGAAGUGGACAAAGGAAACUCAACACAAACUUACACGUGAUUUUAUGUCAUUCCACAUGGAUUAAGAACAGCACUGAACAUGCAUCACGGACAGUAUAUUUGACCAAUACAAUGGUUCUACUGUGACUGUCCGUAUAAUAAUAUACAGCCCUCACAUAACAUAACCCUUUAGAUUGUGAUGGACAAGAGCCAAUAAGGUGGCAGUUUUGAGGUUAAACUGGUUAACAGUUCAGCCAGGUGUAUCGUGGAUUUAGCUGUGGGUGGGUUCCAGUUUCCGGAUGCAGAACCUCUUUGAGCAGAACUUAGACAUGGCCACCGCUCUGCUUGCUGGGGAAAAGCUGAAGGAGUUGAUUCUGCCGGGUUCUACGCAGGAUGAGAAGGGUGGUGCACUAGCUGGACUCAUGGUGCAGCUCAAACUGGAACUGCCCUUUGACCGAGUUGUCACCAUAGGAACGGUCAUCAUCCCCAUCUUAUUAGUUACUCUCGUCUUUACACGGAACUUUGCAGAGGAGUCAAUAUACUGUUACACACCACACAAUUUCACACGUGACCAGGCCCUCUAUGCUAGAGGCUACUGCUGGACAGAGCUGCGUGAUGCUAUUCCUGGCAUCGAUCCUGAGCUCAGACCCUCUCUGUUUGAGCAUAAGUUUCUGCCCUAUGCUCUGCUAGCAUUUGCUGGCAUCAUGUAUAUUCCAGCACUAGGCUGGGAGUUCCUUGCAUCCACACGCCUUACCUCUGAACUCAACUUUCUCCUACAAGAGAUUGACAACUGCUACCACCGUGCUGCUGAGGGCAGAGCACCCAAAAUUGAGAAACAGAUCCAGUCCAAAGGGCCUGGGAUCAGUGAACGUGAGCGGCGAGAAAUCAUUGAGAAUGCUGAGAAGGAGAAAAGCCCAGAGCAGAACCUUUUUGAAAAAUACCUAGAGCGGCGAGGUCAAAGUAAUUUUUUAGCCAAACUUUAUCUAGCCAGACAUUUAGCCAUCAUCUGUCUCAGUUCCAUUCCCAUCACCUACCUAAGUGCAUACUAUGCUCGGCAACGACAAAAUGAGUUCACAUGCAUGCUGGGUGAGCCACCUGACAUCAGCAGCAUCCCUGAGCUGCGCCUUAGUGUGAACUGCAAGCUGUCUGCUGUGCAGCUCCAGCGCAUCAUGGCUGCUGUAGACAUUGCACUACUCUGCACCAUGAACUUCAUAAUUUUAAUUAAUCUACUGCAUCUGUUUGUGGUGCGCAAAUCCAACUUUGUAUUCGACAAGUUGCACAAAGUCGGCAUUAAGACACGGCGCCGUUGGCAGAAGUCUCAGUUUUGCGAUAUUAACAUCCUGGCCAUGUUCUGUAAUGAAAACAGGGACCACAUCAAGUCUCUGAACAGGCUGGACUUCAUCACCAAUGAGAGUGACCUGAUGUAUGACAAUGUGGUGCGACAGUUAUUGGCUGCAUUAGCGCAGUCCAACCAUGAUGCCACACCGACCGUUAGAGACUCUGGAAUACAGACAGUUGACCCCAACAUGGAUCCAUCUGUUCUGGGGGUUGGAGAAAUGGGAGUAGAGACAGUUAUCAAAAGACCACGGAAAAAGAUGAAGUGGAUCCCUUCAUCUAACCCUCUGCCACAGCCAUUUAAAGAACCUCUAACUCUGACCCGGUUGGAGAACAGCAUGAAAGCAGAAAAACCUAAACCUAUGCGAAGGAAAACAGUAGCUGACACCAUCAUUGCUCCUCUACUGGAUACCAAGAGCACACAGCAUCCUCCUAGAGAAACUAACAGUGGAACAGAGAAAAAGCACACUCGUAAUUUCUCCCUGGAUGUCCAUCCAUACAUGUCAACCAUCCACAAGUCUAAAACAGAAAUGAAUAAUCCACAACCCCCAGCUGCUGACCAUCCUCUGGACACUACAUACAUAGAGGGCACACACACUGUAGUCCAUGUCUCCUCAACACUUACUGAAAAGCCUGACCCUCCUCCUCAAUCCACCACCAGUGCAUUUUCCACCGUGACCCUAACCACCACCUCUUACAUGAAUGGAGGAACCUCUAAUCUGCCUCCUUCUGAAUCACCCAAAACCAAUGAACCUCUCAAAGCAAACCCAGAACCUGUGAGUCAGUCUGCAGCAUACAGCUGUAACCCCUCACAUCCUCUGCUCAGCAUCCACCACACUCUCUAUGAGGAGGAGGAAGAGCAAGGCCACAGGGACAAGUUAGUGGAAAGACCUGGUGAGCUCAUCGCAGCCGGAGAGUGCUGAAGAUGCACACAAUAAGACAAGCAUAUAUUCACACCUCUCAUUGUUUUACCUCAGCAUCAAGACAUCAAAGGGUAAAAUUGUUUCUAACCACCUCACAUGGAACAGCAACCACACUGUAUCACCCACCUACUGUGCUUUAGGUGGAAAUGGUGAGGUCAGAGAUUUGUACUGUCCACCAGAAAUGAAUUGCACAAACAAUUGUUUAGACAAAAUCUUUCACACAAGUAGACAACCAGUUACUGUAAAAUGAAACAUAUCAAUCAAAAGGUCAUUUCCCUGACUAAGUACAAACACUGGUGCUCACUUGAACGGAAUGUUUCCCUCUGACAUUCCAAGGUCAUAUCAAUUAACAUUAAUCUAAGAAUCAUGUUGUGUUUUAGACACCUCUGUGUACGUCUUACAUUCAACAUAACUUUACAUGAUUUUGUCCUAUUGAUAUAUUGUUCUGUGGAUUUCAGCAGGUAUCCAAUGCAAUAUAGCAUAUUUAAUCCUUAAAUUAUGCAAAUGUACACAAUCCUUGUUGCAAUAAUAUGCAUAUUUAGAAUCUCCAUACUGUAUAUACAAAACAUAUAGAUAUGUCGCAUUAUUUAAAUCAUGCCAUUCUUCAACCAGAGGUUGACUGAUGUUUGUCAUAGUGAGGUUCAUAAAUUCAGAUCUAAAUUGUGAGCAUUCUUUGUAUAAUUAAUUGAAUUUGUUUUGGG
Molecule: messenger RNA, 3474 nt
Organism: Tachysurus vachellii
Lineage: Eukaryota; Metazoa; Chordata; Actinopteri; Siluriformes; Bagridae
Gene: panx2
Product: pannexin 2
Exons: 6
Coding region: 815-2773 (652 amino acids)
Biological process (GO): positive regulation of interleukin-1 production; monoatomic cation transport
Molecular function (GO): channel activity
Source: RefSeq, a predicted model, not a curated record